Echinococcus granulosus is the source of this 6996-nucleotide messenger RNA. RefSeq names its product DNA polymerase alpha catalytic subunit. NCBI's taxonomy places the organism in Eukaryota, Metazoa, Platyhelminthes, Cestoda, Cyclophyllidea, Taeniidae. Gene Ontology annotation, cellular component: alpha DNA polymerase:primase complex. Gene Ontology annotation, molecular function: pyrimidine nucleotide binding; chromatin binding; single-stranded DNA binding. Bases 1 to 6996 code for a protein of 2331 amino acids. The transcript is spliced from 33 exons. Gene Ontology annotation, biological process: DNA replication; mitotic DNA replication initiation; lagging strand elongation. The record is from RefSeq and is a predicted model, not a curated record.
AUGAGUCUGCCUUCCGUUGCUCCUUGGAACGCUUUUCACAGGCAUGCCUCGUUGGCUCUUAAGUUCGUCCGGAAUUAUACACGAAUUACCGCACAGGAAAUAAACCCUAAUAUGAGAAAACUGGAAUAUGCCAUUAGAGGUCCUAUUGUCCAACGUGCCAUUGAAAUCGAAAAGGGUCUUCUAAAUGGUGAAAAAAAGCCAUUUGAUAGUAUCAUCAGGUGCAAUAUCGGAGACUGUCAUUUUGCUGGUCAGACGCCGAUAUCCUUCAUACGCCAAGUUAUCGCCGUCGCUUGCGACACGCAUCUCAUGGAUUCGUCGGUUAUUCCCGAUGAUGCCAAGGAACGAGCCUUGCGUUUUCUUAGAAGUGUAGGUGGCAGUGUGGGUGCCUACAGUCAAUCCACGGGAGUUGAAUUAGUGCGCGAGGACAUUGCAGCGUACAUUGAGCAGCGCGACGGAAUUCCCUCGUCUCCAGAGAAUAUCUUUUUAGCUACUGGUGCCUCAGAAGCCGUUAAGUUUAUCCUCGGGCUGCUGGCCACUACAAAGGAAGGCUCGCAGCGCGCCGGAGUCAUGAUCCCCAUCCCUCAGUACCCCCUCUACUCCGCCACACUGAGCGAGUUCAACAACUACCAGGUAGGCGCUCAACCUCUCGCCUCCACUGAACAUCCCUUCAAAAUUGAAUCCACUGCACCCUCGGAAAGUGGGCUGCGUGUGGAGCAAAGCUCUGGAUCGAAAAUUACUUCCUUUUGGAAGCGUAAACUUUUUCUUGCUUGCAGGCUGCUCCAGUCUACUAUAAACGCCUCGCCGAGCGCAAAUAACGUUGUUUCUUUUCAGUUCAUUUGCGUUUGUGCAGAAUUUUGUGCGCUUUGGGUUCUCAGCGGGUUUGACUACGGAACGAUGGGAGUCAAAAUUGGAGAAUGUGUAUCCUCGCAGAUUGGAUACUACCUGGAGGAGGAGAGCGGCUGGAGCCUGCGGGAGGAGGAGUUGGAGGCGCGGCUGGAGGCGGCGAAAGCGCACUGCAAGCCGCGAGUGCUGGUGGUGAUCAACCCGGGUAAUCCUACCGGUCAGGUGCUCACCCACGACAAUAUCGCCGCAGUCCUGCGUUUCGCACACCGCAACAACCUUCUCGUCCUUGCUGACGAGGUCUAUCAGCACAAUAUUUACGCGCCUGACCGGCGCUUCCACUCUUUCAAACGUGUCCUCCACGAACUUGGUGGCAACAUCGCCAACGAAGUCCAACUCACCAGCAUGAUGUCAGCCAGCAAAGGAUUCAUGGGAGAAUGUGGCUUCCGUGGUGGCUAUUGCGAGCUGGUCAACUUUGAUCCUGAGGUUCGGGCGCAACUGUACAAGUGUCUCUCAGCGCGUCUCUGUCCUCCUGUUCUCGGUCAGCUGACGAUGGAUGUGGUGGUGAAUCCGCCGCGGCCGGGCGAGCCCUCCUUUGAGCAGUUUUCUGCGGAGAAGUCACAGGUGCUGAGCGAUCUGGCGAAAAAGGCGAAGCUGGUGGAGAGCCUCUUCAACCAACUGCCCGGCUAUCAUUGCCAACCCGUUAUGGGGGCCAUGUACGCCUUCCCCCGUCUCGAACUGCCCCCUAAGGCCAUGCGGGCUGCCGAGCUUGCCAAUAUGCCUGCGGACGCGUUCUACGUUACCAAAUUACUGGAAGAGACGGGCGUCUGUGUUGUGCCCGGUAGCGGUUUCUCUCAGAAACCUGGUACCUUCCAUUUCCGAAUUUGGGAGGUUGUGCUUGAACAAGAUUGCUGGACGAACGGCGCCACCGCAGUGUGGCAGGAUCCCUCCAAUUUGUUGUGGUUACUACGACGUCGUGCUACAGUUUGUCCGGAAGACACCCCACAUCAAUUCCACGGUUCACUUCUCUUCUUCAUGCUCGACUUGAGGUUUCAAGCAUGCCCAAUCUGGGCUCAGGAGGUCUUGAACUACCAAAGGGACGUGCUUAGACCGUCAAGAGGCAUUGUUCCCGACAGUGCAUUUAUUCGCAUAUCCUCUUCUCGACCUCGUCGAGUUAGCCAGAAGAAUGAAAGUAGAUCGGACUUGUUAAAAAAAAUUCGGGAGGCCAGAGAGCGUGGUGAACGUUACAUUGUCGAAACCAUCGAAAAACCUGUUUAUGAAACAGUAGAUGAAAAGACCUACUCUAAAAUAGUUCAGGAACGUAUCGAAGAUGACUGGAUUGUGGACGAUAGUAUGCUAGGAUAUUUUCUCAUUGCUUUAGAUGGGCUUGGCUAUGUGGACGAUGGUCGAGAACUAUUCGACGAUCAUGAUGGUGAUCUUGAACAAAGUGGGUCACAUAAGAAAUCCACUCGUGGAUAUACCGGGACUAAAAAACGUCUCAAUCCUGACUUACGUCCCUCGUCAUCCUCUCCUAAAAGUCAUUCCAAGGAUAUUCGUCACAUGUUCGCAGCUUCCGCAUCCCGCCAGCCUAAGCGAGCUGCAGAUACUGUUGCUGAUGAUGCAGCUCUGGAUGACCUACUGGCAGAACUGGAUGCGGACAGACCUAAGGAUCCACCAGAUAAAAAACCCAGAAUGGACGGGAUUCGGAAGAAUCUUUCUGUAAAACAAACUCCGAAACCAUCUGUUGUACCCCAUUCACGUCGUGAAACCUCCUAUGCAAUUAGAUCUCGACCGCUACCACCUAAGCCGCGGCAAUCUCAUUCGUCCGUAAAUCUGGAUUACGUGGAAAUUCAGUCCAAAGAUAGCAAGACAUUAAAAGUCUCCCCGGUUAAGCCAAGUCCCGUAGUUGGGCUUGAACCGGAACCCGAAUCUACUUUGAGAGCCGUCGGCGUUUCUGUGGUCGAUGAUGUAACUGAAGCUGCGGAAGAUGAGGAAUCGAUGGGAGUGGUGAGUCCAGACCCGGAGCCUCCGGUCAAUGUGCCCUGGCUCAAUGAGGAAAAUGAGAAUGCUGAAGUGUUGCGUGCUGAUGAGAACUCUUCCGCGGGCUCUUCAGACGGCGAUUCUGGGAGUCUUCGAUUUUUCUGGUUAGACGCUUACGAGGAUUUGAUGAAUCAGCAAGGCGUGGUCUUUCUCUUUGGCAAAAUUCCCUGCAAGGAAGAUCAGUCUGGUUUUUGUAGCUGUUGUAUCCGCGUUAAAGAUCUGGAACGGCGUGUCUUCUUCCUCCCCUCCACGUCCACUGGGUGUACAGUUAAGGAUGUUUACGAAGAACUUCGAGAACUCAGCGGUCAAUGUAAAAUCGGUAAAUUUAAAUGUAAACCAACUACAAAAAAGUACUGCUUUGAAGAUGUCGACGUUCCUAGCGAAGCUGAAUACCUUGAGGUUCGUUACCCAGCCUCCUAUCCAUCCCUUCCUAGCGACCUUAAAGGGAAGACAUUUUCUCGAAUCAUGGGUUCCACUGCCUCAUUUCUGGAAAGCCUCAUUCUUGAUCUUCAUCUCCGCGGCCCGUGCUGGUUGGAGCUUAAGGGGGCAACUCUUCUUCAGCCACAGUUGAGUUGGUGCAAGGUGGACUACGACUUUUCCUUCCAGCAGCCCAACAAAAUGCUCAAGUUGAUAGAUGUUUUAGCGGCCCGUAGCGAUAAUCUUGCACUGCCGCCUGCGCCGCCCAUUCGGAUGGUGGCAUUGGACGUCAAGUCGGUCGCGCGCAAGCAGAGCAACUCUGCUGAGAUCAUCUCUGUAGGCCUCUUGAUUGACAAUCACUUUAAUCUGGAUAAACCCGGUGGUAAAAAGGCAUUCCAGUCACAUUAUCUUGUACUUGCACCACCGAGGGACUCAGUGCUGCCUUACGACCUCUCUAAGCGCCUUCCCAGUUGGGGUCGGCAGUAUCAGCCACCCUCUAGCAGUGGGAGCGGUGACGACAGCGACGCACCCUACGGUAUCGACAUGGAGCCCAACGAGCGGGCUCUCCUCGGUCGCUUACUGACGCGCAUCCAUCGCCUCGACCCCGACCUUCUCGUGGGCCAUGACCUCUGGGGUAAUCAACUUGAUCUCCUGGUGCAUCGCCUCGUUUCCCACAAGGUCGCCCACUGGCAUCGCAUCGGCCGUCUCCGACGCUCACAACACUUUGUUGUUAACUUCAACAGGUCUUGGUUCAUGCGCCACGCUCUUCCCGGACGGCUGAUAUGCGACACGCGAAUCUCGGCUCGCGAGCUGGUGCGCUCGCGCACCUACAACCUCAGCGAAUUGGCUUUUCAGAUCCUGGGAGAGGACACGAAAUCACGACGCCAAAUUCCUGCCCUUAUAGCUCGCCAACUCGCCUCCGCCACCGCCUCGGCUGGUGGUGUCGACGAAGCACUCAUCUCUGGCAUUGACUUGGAGGUCGACUCGGCUGAUCUGAGCUGCCUCUUCCUCUCAGCCACUGGCGUCAAAGAGCUCGCCGAUUUUUGCCUCUCGGAUGCUCUUCUCGUUCUCCGACUGGCGCACCAGUUGCAGGUCUUACCACUGGCUCACCAGAUCACCUCGAUCUGCGGCAACGUGUUAAGUCGCACGCUUGCGGGUGGUCGUUCGGAGCGAAACGACGCGCUGCUACUGCACGCCUUCGUGGAACAGGGCUACCUCCCACCUGAAGCGCCCUCACGUCUCCAUCCCAGCCGCGAGCGUGGCCGCGGCGUCAAGGACGACCUCGCCGAGCCGCUUGAGACCGAGCAUGAGGGGCGCCGCAAACCCACCUACACAGGUGGUCUCGUCCUUGACCCUAAAGUCGGAUUCUAUGAUACGUACAUUCUGGUGUUGGAUUUCAACUCACUCUAUCCCUCCAUAAUCCAAGAGUUCAAUCUCUGCUUUUCCACGAUGGAGCGCUCCUUCUUCGCAACCAAAGAUCCCACUGAUUCAAACGCGACGGCCACCGAGGACAUAUACAUCUCGGAGCUGAUAGCCAGUGUAACGCAGUCGGGCGGAACCAAGUCAUUGCAGCAGCAUCUACCGACAUCUCGAGCACCGGGUAUUCUGCCCUCCGAGGUGCGACGACUGGUGGAGAGCCGGAAGGAAGUCAAGAAGCUUAUCGCUACCGCCUCGGCUGUCGCCGACGCCGCCAAUAUGGCUAAGGUGGCCCAAUGGAACAUCCGCCAGCAGGCAUUGAAGAUUACCGCUAACUCCGUCUACGGGUGCCUCGGCUUCAGCGCUUCUCGUUUCUGUGCACGCGGUCUCGCUGCUCUUGUCACCGGACUGGGACGUGCUCUCCUCGUCAAUACGAAGGAACUCGUUGAAAAUAUGAAACUUGAGGUGAUAUACGGUGACACGGAUUCAAUAAUGGUGAAUACCAAUUCUACGGAUCUGCUCUCAGCUCUGGCGAUAGGGGAUAAGGUGAAGCAGGAAGUGAAUCGUCGUUACCGCCUAGUGGAGCUCGACAUAGAUGGAGUGUUUGCGGCGAUGCUGUUGUUGGCGAAGAAGAAGUAUGCUGCACUGGCUGUUAGCCACCCCCUCCAGUACGUUGAGCGGCUGCGCCAACAACAGCCCUCACAGCAGAUGCUGCCACCACCGCCGACCAAGACGGAAAUGAAGGGUCUUGACAUUGUCCGACGCGACUGGUGUCGUCUGGCUGUAGAAGUGGGCAAGUUCUGCGUCGCCACUCUCCUCUCCGGUCGCGCUACCUCUGAAGUCGCGGUCGAGGAGAUUCACGAGCAUUUACGAACUGUCGCUCAACAGGUCCGCGAUGGUAGUCUCCCCAAAACAGACUUUGUCAUUACCAAAAUGUUGACCAAGAAUCCCGAGGAUUACCCUGACGCCAAAUCCCAGCCACAUGUGCAAGUUGCCCUGAGAUUCAAUCAGCAGACGGUUUCCAGAGGCACAGGAGGCGGUGGUGGUCACCGAUUCCGUGCCGGCGAUACAGUGGAAUACAUAAUUUGCAAUGACGGCACUUCCAGAUCGUCUGUGCAGAGGGCCUACUCUCCUACCGAGCUCUCCACUGGCAUGAGGCCCCCCGAAACCAGUAGUGGUGAUGGCGACCGUACGUCGAGGGUGAAGCAUAAGAAUCAGGAGGAGCGACUUACAAUCGAUGUACACUACUAUCUGGCAAGCCAGAUUCACCCUGUGGUUUCUCGCCUCGUCGCGCCUAUUGAGGGCACCUCACCAGCGCACAUUGCUGACUGCCUGGGUCUCGACUCUGCCUCCUAUCGACGCUCAAUGGCAGCCACCGCUGCCGCUUUCGCUGGCGAUGAAGAGGCAUUUUUUGUGUACGUACAGACUAACGACAAUGGGUCAAUGUUCUCUAUCAACUCCCUGAUUGACGUGGACCCUCUGGUCCUAGCCUGUCUUGCUUAUCAUGAGGGGAAGCAGUGCCCCGGAAAGGCACUCAUUCGCACCUCCCCGUUCACACAAUCCGGUCUUGCCAUGUGGGUGUGUCCCGAGUGUGGCGAAGACCUCUUGGGAAGCGCGAGGCACGCCGCCGCGGCGGUGAACCAAUUGGUGCUGCAGGCGCGAGCUCACAUCGUAGCCUACGAAGUGGGUGUGUUAGUGUGUGAGGAUCCUACCUGCGCCCUCGCCACUCGCACCGCCUCCUGUCCUCCCAGCACUGCCACUUCUACCUCCGUCAGCGAAGGCCUCUGGGCAUUCGGUGCGCAGCAGCAACAACAGCCGUUAUGUCCACUCUGUGGGACUGGCCAAAGUCUCCUGCGUCCCCUACACUCCGAGAUGCAACUUUACCGCCAACUCCUCUUCUACCGCCACCUCCUCCUGCCCCCAGAGUCGCUCUUGUCACCAAAGUUGUCAAUACCAUAUGAAGAUGGUAAGGAGAAUUCCCAGAAACUAAAGAAAAGUCUCGACCAAAAUGCGCCCUUUGCCUUGCCGUCGGCCAUAAGAGACACCCUGGAGUCGGGUCUGCGACAGGUGCGUCGUUACUUGGCGCAGUCCGCCUUCGCCAUGGUAGAUUUGGGCCAGAUUUUCGUUGGCUUACGCUCCACUCAGCCCACUACUGCAGCCGUGACUACGGCGAUGUUGACUUAUCAUGAAAUUGCAAAAACCAUUAACAGUUCCUCGGAGCGUAAUACUGGUAUCAGGGCCCAGGUCGCUGCAUUUUGCCGCGAGGAAAACAAAAUUCACUAG